Hippoglossus stenolepis (Pacific halibut) is the source of this 4717-nucleotide messenger RNA. It is a transcript of the gene ephb4b, whose product is annotated as eph receptor B4b. NCBI's taxonomy places the organism in Eukaryota, Metazoa, Chordata, Actinopteri, Pleuronectiformes, Pleuronectidae. Gene Ontology annotation, biological process: axon guidance; protein phosphorylation; central nervous system projection neuron axonogenesis. Gene Ontology annotation, molecular function: ATP binding; protein binding; transmembrane-ephrin receptor activity. The transcript has 20 exons. The record is from RefSeq and is a predicted model, not a curated record. Bases 34 to 3021 code for a protein of 995 amino acids. Gene Ontology annotation, cellular component: neuron projection; plasma membrane.
UGCUCGGGUCUGGAUCUGGUGGGACAGGGCCGGAUGGAGGGUCCCGUGGCCCGGGGACAGGCCUCCUCCUGCGGGCUGCAGCUGCUCCUCCUCCCGCUGCUGCUGCUGAGCUGCUGCGGAGCAGAAGAAGAGGUGUUGAUGAACACUAAGUCAGAGACAUCCGAUCUUCGCUGGAUGAAUCAUCCUCCCGACGACCCAGAGUGGGAGGAAAUGAGCGGAUUGGAUGAUGAGUCCAACAUGGUGCGGAUAUAUCAGAUCUGCACGCCUGAUAGUCCGUCCUCCUAUUGGCUCAGGACUCGCUGGAUCCCCCGGAGGGAGGCGACCACCCUCUACGUGGAGAUCCGGUUCACCAUGAUGGAGUGUUCCGCUCUGAACCAGCGUCACUGUAAAGAAACCUUCAACCUUUAUUACUACCAGUCCGACAGCGACGAGGCCACGCCCACUCACCCGUCCUGGAUGGAGAACCCUUACACCAAAGUCUCCACGGUUGCGGCCGACCACCUGCUGCGACACGGUGGAGAACGGCGCUCCAACGUCAAAUUGUUACGCCUGGGGCCAUUGCGGGGGGCGGGGCUCUACCUGGCCUUCCACAGCCAGGGUACCUGCAUGGCGCUGCUGUCCGUACGCGUCUUCUACAGGAAGUGCCCGCCCCUCCACCGCGCCUUUGCUUCCUUCCCUGAAACCAUCCCCCACUCUCUGGUGGAGCAGGCUCAGGGUGUGUGUGUGGAAAACGCAGUGACGCCGCCAGGAGAACUGUCACGACCUCCCAGCAUGCUUUGUGGCGAGGACGGGCAGUGGGUGGGGCAGCCCACAUCCAGCUGCGCCUGUCGCCCCGGAUACGAGGCAGGCGAGACCGACGUGCGGUGUCGAGCCUGUCCAUCUCGUCAGUUUAAGGCGGGGUCAGGACCUGGUGUGUGUAACCCCUGUCCCACCAAUAGCAACACACGGAUCCCAGGCUCCGCCUACUGCCUGUGUGACUCUGGUUACCAUCGAGCCGACUCCGACCCGCCGCACGCCGCUUGCACCCGCCCCCCCUCAGCUCCCCGCUCCAUCGUGAGCCAGGUCAACGACACCAUGGUGACUCUGGAAUGGAGUGAGCCGCUGGAGCGAGGAGGACGAGGAGACCUGAGCUACAGAGUCCUGUGCUCCAGCUGUGGAUCCGCCUCAGCCCCCAAGGGAUUGGACGGUUCCUGUUCUCCUUGUGAUGACAGCGUCCUGUACCGCCCAGCGCAGCGCGGUCUGACUCAGCGCCGCGUCGUCGUCUGGGGACUCCGCCCAUACACUAAGUACACCUUCACCAUCCAAUCGCUGAACGGCGUCUCUGCUCUCAGCCACUCAGAGCCGGCCUCGGACAGAGUCAACGUCACCACCAGCAGAGACGUUCCUGCUCCAGUGUCUGGUCUGAGGAGGACGGCGUCCUCAGAGAACAGUCUGACGUUAGAGUGGAACGUUCCUGUUCUUCAGAACCAGUACCACAUCCUGGACUACCAGCUCCGCUACAGUCCCAAGGAUGGCGAGGAGGUGGGUCAGUGGCAGUACGUGUCCACCAGGUCUUCUUCGGUGGUGCUGACGGGGCUGCAGCGGGCGGCGCAGUACGAGGUGCAGGUCCGCGCUCGCUCACAGGCGGGAUACGGAUCAUUCAGCACCGCGAGCAGCUUCAACACACAACCUGACGGUGUGAGCAGCUCUCAGCUGGUGGUGACAGCUGUUUUGAUCUCCAUGGCGAUACUGCUCCUCAUCGCCGUGGUGAUGGUCGCUGUGUACUGUUACCGCAGGAGAAAGACAGACAGACAGAUGAAUGAUAAGACCGGACACUAUCAGAUGGGACAGACGAUGAAGGUGUACAUUGACCCGUUUACCUACGAAGAUCCCAACGAGGCCGUGAGGGAGUUUGCCAAAGAGAUCGAAGCCUCCUUCGUUAAGAUAGAGGAAGUGAUCGGAGCAGGUGAGUUCGGUGAGGUGUGUCGCGGCCGUCUGAGGAUCCCGGGCCGGAAGGAGAACUACGUGGCGAUCAAGACGCUGAAGGGCGGCUACACUGAGAAGCAGAGGCGGGACUUCCUGUCAGAGGCGUCCAUCAUGGGUCAGUUCCAGCACCCCAACAUCAUCCACCUGGAAGGCGUCAUCACCACCUCCUGUCCCGUCAUGAUCCUCACUGAGUUCAUGGAGAACGGAGCGCUCGACAGCUUCCUGAGGAUGAAUGAUGGACAGUUCACCACCAUCCAGCUGGUGGGAAUGUUGCGUGGGAUCGCAGCAGGGAUGAAAUACCUGUCGGACAUGAGCUUCGUCCACAGAGACCUGGCCGCUCGCAACAUCCUGGUCAACUCCAACCUGGUCUGUAAGGUGUCAGAUUUUGGUCUCAGCAGGUUUCUGACGGAAAACUCGUCCGACCCGACAUACACCAGCUCUCUGGGAGGGAAGAUCCCGAUUCGCUGGACGGCUCCUGAAGCCAUCGCCUACAGGAAGUUCACGUCUGCCAGUGAUGCGUGGAGUUACGGCAUCGUCAUGUGGGAGGUGAUGUCAUACGGAGAACGACCAUACUGGGACAUGAGCAACCAGGACGUGAUCAACGCCAUUGAGCAGGACUACCGCUUGCCCCCGCCGCCGGAGUGCCCCGCCUCCCUGCACGCGCUAAUGCUGGACUGCUGGCAGAAGGAACGAGCCAACAGGCCGAGGUUUUGUGAUGUGGUGGCAGCGCUCGAUAGGCUGAUCCGUAACCCCGCCUCCCUGAAGUUGACGCACCAGGAGGGCACGAGUUCGUCCCAGCCUCUUUUGGACCAGCGUAUCCCCCCUUGUCUCUCUGCCUGUGGUUCGGUGUCUGAGUGGCUUCGAGCCAUAAAGAUGGAGCGAUAUGAGCAGAGCUUUGUUCAGGCCGGUCUCAUCAGCCUGGAGAUCGUCUCGCAGCUCAACACUGAGUAUGAUCACCUACACUCACUGACACAGACCAGGCUGCCUGUCAGUCAACACUCAGGGACCAAUGACACAGACCAGGCUGCCUGCCAGUCAACACUCAGGCACCAAUGACACCGUCAACACUCUUGUUCUUGAUGAUUUUGACUCUGACCUUUGACCUUACUCUCCACCUGUUUCCAUAGAGACCUGCUCAGAGUGGGCGUGACCCUCGCCGGUCACCAGAAGAAGAUCCUCUCCUCCAUUCAGACGCUCAGGAUACACAAACCUCCACCCACCGUGCUCUACUGACCAAUCACAGAGCUGUCCUACACCACUACACUCAAGAUGCAGAAGACCUGCUGCUACUGGACCAAUGAGAGUUGCUGUGACAUUAAGGAGCACAAAGAACACUAAAUGAUUAACAUAGAGUUACUGCCCCUAAAUAGACUUCACCUACAUUAUUAUGAACAAUGGUUGGUCAGCGCUAAGGACAUAUUUAGCCCCGCCUUGUCAAACCACUACAACCAUUCCCCUCCUCAGGAAACCGAAGGCUCCUCAUACCUUCACCUGAUUGGUUGUUUGAACAAACCAGCCACUGUCCAAUCAGCAUCCAACACAGGACAUCGGAUUCAGUUCAGGGGACGCCUCUGAUUGGUCGCAGAUUAUUUCAGUUCUUCCUGGUGCUGCCCACUACAACCCUGCUGACAUGACUAAGCCCCGCCCACUGUAUUAAAGCACAGCUGGGAUUGGUUCUCAGCCCUGUCUAUCAAACAAUCAGGAUUUUCCUUUGGUGCAACAUGAACAGAAGUUUUGGUUUCUACCAGAUUCAGUUUUAUCCGAAGGGAUUUUUGUGAACUGGAUCGUGGACGAGUUUUUACUUAUUUUUCGGAAUAUUCUGGGAUUUGAUCAGAACUUUUUUACAGACAUGUUAAAGUUGUGGAAACGCUGUGGAUGAAUCAUUUCCAAACAGACUGUGGGAAUAUUUACCUGAGGAACAUCGGGACGUCCUUGGAGGAGUUAUUUUGUGAAACAUCUGAAUAUCGUACUCUUCAUAAUCAUAAUAAGAAUAUUCUGGGAUUGCGUCAGAAAACACUGGGGAACAUUUUGAGGAAAUCUUUGAGAACAUUACUGAAGUUUUCAUGGGAAUCAUUAAAAUCUGUUACAGGACAUUUUUUUAGAUUUAGCUAAUUUACUGUGACUUCUCAGUAGCUGAAAUUCCCUGGAUCACUGAGAUUUCAGGAAUAUUUACGUCAAAGUCACAGGAAACCAGCAGCUACAAAUGGUCGACUAUCCAUUCAUGGCCGAUUUCAAAUGAUCAGAUUUGGUUUAUUGAGCCUGGUUUUCUACACUGGCAUCUGAAACUAUUUUAAAGCCUUAAAGAGACACAUUCUGUUCAUCUUCAUGUUGAUUUAACGACUGAUGUUAUGACUGUAAAAUGUUUUCAUGCUCUAACGUUCAGAAUCACUGUCAUCAGACUGUCCAUCGCUGCAGCUCCUCUCUUCAGCCUCUGUCUCAAACACUUGGUUUUAGCUCCCGUCUCUUUAAGACCCCCUCUCCUGGUAAAGCCCAGUCUGCUCUGAUUGGCCAGCUGCUCCUCUCUGCUGUGAUUGGUCGACCUUUUCCAGCACAUGUAGGAACUUUUUCUCACAUCUUCGUUAGGGGGCGUGUCAGAUGGGACGAGUGGUUUCAUCACGUCGCUCUGCAGGAAGCAGCAGUUUAUCAUGUCCCAGGUUCAACUUCCACACCAGAACGGUUUUUAUUGUAGCACUUUUUGUACCUGAUAUUUGAUCACGAUCAUGUUUUUAUAAUAAACCCACAUUUGGAGAAA